AUGAUUAACCCAACGCUUUAUUGACUUUAAAAAGUUAAAUGCCCGUCUCUUAUGGCGCAAGGCUGCCCGCAUUGUUCCUCAGUCUGAUCUUCUUUCUUUCAGCUUGGAGGGGGAAAAAAUCACAGACAGUGGCCUUUAGAGCAGCUGGUUAUUGUCAAAACGCGUGUAGGCGAGGAGUAGAUUGUAAACUGUGAAUCCGUGGGAACCCAGCACAUGACGAAGGCCUGCACGCUGUAUUCAUCACCGGACCCUGACUCCAUGCACACAACAAUGUGUCUUGGGUCCCUGCUGUUGUUAGCGGAAUGCCAAAUCCCACUGCAGCCUCCUCCAUGCAUAAUGUCAAUAACAUUGCGGGGAUUUUUUUUCCCCAACAGGAGAGUGCAAAAGAAUUAAUUAAAUGCAUUAUGGUCGACACAAAAGGACAGAGUAAUGAAAGAUUAAUGUGGAUGUUUUCUUUUUUAAAUGUAGAAUUUAUUUAAACAUACAGGCUGCAUUAAACCAAAUAUUUAGUUGGCUUCACUUCCUCUCUUUGUAGCCAGAACCUGCUUAAUAUACCUGUAGGCUGCUAGAAGACCAAACACUCAAACCAAACCAUCAUCUUCAUUGGUCACGGAUCCAUAGUUAAGGCAUGCUGCCUGUGUGAGUGGGAGUGCCUUGCCAUAAGUUUUGCCGUCACUUGAUUGCUGUCGGUGUCGUAGAGGGGGCUGUACUACAGUCUGUCUGCCAUGUGGACACUGAUGCUGCUGCUGAUGCUGCUGCUGGCGCAACACAAACCAGGCGCACACACCGACAGAGGAGCAGAGAGAGGAGGACGGCGAGCAGGAGGGAGGCGGUGCUGCACGGACAACUGCGUCCCACUCCUAAAGCAAACAUCUUUACAUCCUCCAACAACAAAAACCCUUCUUAUCGCGCCGUCAUUCACUUGAUCACAGCUUUCUCAUUCACGACGGAAGGGGAGCUGCGCCAACAUUAGAGCUUCCAGGCCUCCAAGGAUGGACUCCGUACCUGCGGGGCGAGACUCCAGCUCCUCGCCAAGCUCCAAACAAGAACUUACCUACCCGAGCACCACCAGCCUAAAACCCAACCAGGUGGGAGAGACGGUGCUGUACGGAAUACCCAUCGUGUCUUUGGUGAUAGAUGGCCAGGAGAGACUUUGCCUUGCGCAGAUAUCUAACACCCUGUUGAAGAAUUACAGCUAUAACGAGAUACACAACAGGCGUGUGGCGCUUGGGAUCACCUGCGUCCAGUGCACCCCUGUCCAGCUGGAGAUCCUGCGGAGAGCCGGAGCGAUGCCGAUCUCCUCCAGGCGCUGCGGGAUGAUCACUAAACGCGAGGCCGAGAGACUUUGUAAGUCGUUUCUAGGAGCUCAUUCGCCUCCAAAACUUCCAGAAAAUUUUGCCUUUGAUGUGUCCCAUGAAUGCGCCUGGGGGAGUCGAGGCAGCUUCAUCCCGGCCAGAUACAACAGCUCCAGGGCCAAGUGCAUCAAGUGCACCUACUGCAACAUGUAUUUUUCUCCUAAUAAAUUCAUAUUUCAUUCGCAUCGCACGCCGGAGUCGAAGUACACACAGCCAGAUGCGGCAAAUUUUAAUUCCUGGAGGCGACACCUUAAAUUAACAGAUAAAAGCUCGCAGACAGACAUAUUACACGCAUGGGAAGAUGUGAAGGCCAUGUUCAACGGGGGCAGUCGCAAGAGGACGCUGCCUGGAUGUGGGUCAGAGUCCAGCUCUUCGUCAAAAUCACAUGGACCAAGGCUAGACUCACCUGAGAUACCUCCAAAAAUCCUCAGCUGCGAGGACAACCGGGGCGGCAUGCCGAGCACGCGCAGCUACCCAGUCAUCCCUGUGCCCAGUAAAGGCUUUGGGAUGCUGCAGAAGAUCCCACCGCCGCUCUUCGCUCAUCCGUACGGGUUCCCAGCUUUCGGCCUGUGCCAGAAAAAAGAAGACAGUAUGAUGGGAGAGCAGAGCAAAGCCGGCCUCCCAGGUGUCCUCUGGCCUAGUACCAAGGACAGCGCCUAUCACUCUUUCCCCAUGUUCUGGCCGGCGGCGGGCGCGCUGCCCAUGCCUCCGUACCCCCAGACUCAGCACAAACCCCCAACAGAGCUGCUGUGCCCACCCAGACAGACUGACAUGGACAUUUCUGAGCACAGCGAUCGGAGCACCAACACCUCAAAAGACAGCUUGGUUGAUAACGACCGAUGCUCCAGCACCCAGUCCACGCGUAACGAAGACGAUAAGUCAGGGGAUGAGGCGAGGCCGCUGGAGGGGAUGACCCUUGCGCCCCGGAAAAUCAGCUACGUCUCCGCCUUCAGACCCGUUAUCAAAGACGCCGAGUGUAUCGCCAAGCUGUACGGCAACAGGGGCGCUUACAACGGGUGUCGCACCGGCUAUUUAUCGCCCGAUUUUUUAAGUGAGAGCUCAAGCUACCGGUCCAUGUCCCCCUGCGUGGACAGUGAGGGCGAGCCGGACGUGGACGUGGAGUCAAAUAAAACACCAGAGGACGAGGACUCCCGGCCUCUUUCCUCGGUGUGUCCUCGGACUCCUCCCGGUUUGUCUCACAGUGUUUCACCACACGAUUCAGACUCCAAGGGCGUGCAGGAGAGCAGUCUGGUUGACUCCCAGAAAAUGAGCCUCCACGUGGCCCAGUCCUCUGAAAGAGAACUGCAGAGCAAGCAAUUAUCAGAGACCCACGUAGCUGCGUCUUUCACUGAAGUUUACACACCGGAGAGAAGUGAGCUGCAACAAAGGAGCAGUCCGUAUCAGCUCAGACCUGCGAAUUACCAGACUACAGCACAUGAUGAGAGUGCGAGUAAAGAGGAGCCGUCUUCCACAGUGGAGAUCGAAACGAAAUCUUUUAAUGAACAAAGCAGCGAUGAAAACCAGCGAGAGCCGGAUGAGGGCGAUGACGCGCCAGUCAGAGCUCAGCCAACACAAAGAGACAUUCAAAGUCUGGCAAAAGACGAACUACAGAAGCAACUGUUGGAGCAAGUUGAGCUGAGGAAAAAGCUGGAACGUGAAUUUCAGCAUUUAAAAGACAAUUUUCAAGAUCAAAUGAAAAGGGAACUUUCCUACAGGGAGGAGAUGGUUCAGCAGCUUCACAUCGUCAGAGAAGCUCACGACGCUUUGCACCAUUUUUCGUGUAAGAUGUUAACUCCUCGCCACUGCACCGGCUCCUGCUCCUUCAAAUCUCCUCUGCUGCCACCCUGAAUCAAACUGCUUCAUAUUUCUGUAGCUGAGGAUCAUAAGGACACUUCUACAGCUUCUGUCCGAUGGCCCUAAAACCUCCAGGGACGCUUUGAGGAAUCAUCUGAAAAUAGACACUUGUAAUUACUUGUAAUAGCCUAUUUAAAAAAAAAGAAAGAAAAAAGUGUAUCUCUACUGUCAGCAUUUAUUUAACCAUCUUGCAUUACGGUGAAGUUUGUUUUACUGAAAUGAUACCAUUGAUGAUAUUUAUUAUUUGUGGCAAAGUGCAAUGACAAUGUAUGUAUCUUGUAAUAGUUAGAGGUUGUUAUUUCGGUUUUCUGUUGUCAAUAGCAGCUUUGACUAGCCAAUUCAUUGCUCCUUAUCCUCUCAGUAUUGUGAAUUAGCCUACUACUUUUGCUGUGUUCUUCUUUGCAGGCCAGUAGCUUAUAUAACUUUGGAUAUUAUGCACUUUACACGAGUGAUGGAAUUAACCACAAAAAGUAUCGAAAUAGGCCCACAAUAUAAUUAUUUGUAGCAGUCAAACACAUGCCUGUUUGUUUUUUGAAGAUUUAACAAACACAGAAGUUAGUAGGCUAAAUUAGUACACCCGCGAUCUUGUAUAGCACAUAUUCUAUUAAGAGUAGCCUAUUUGUUCAUGUAAUAUUUGUUUUCAUCGCUA
Molecule: messenger RNA, 3858 nt
Organism: Thunnus maccoyii (southern bluefin tuna)
Lineage: Eukaryota; Metazoa; Chordata; Actinopteri; Scombriformes; Scombridae
Gene: skor1b
Product: SKI family transcriptional corepressor 1b
Exons: 8
Coding region: 993-3203 (736 amino acids)
Biological process (GO): negative regulation of transcription by RNA polymerase II; negative regulation of BMP signaling pathway
Cellular component (GO): nucleus; transcription regulator complex
Molecular function (GO): SMAD binding; DNA-binding transcription factor activity, RNA polymerase II-specific; RNA polymerase II cis-regulatory region sequence-specific DNA binding
Source: RefSeq, a predicted model, not a curated record